This is a messenger RNA of Linum trigynum, 1167 nucleotides long. Lineage: Eukaryota; Viridiplantae; Streptophyta; Magnoliopsida; Malpighiales; Linaceae. The record is from the annotation of a GenBank genome assembly.
AUGGAUUCAAGGAUGGGCGAAGACGUUGAGGGUCUGAAAACAGAGAAGAAGGUCGAAGAGGGAGGUAUGAACCAUAAUAACUCUAAGGUGAAAGGUACAGGAAGUGUUAGUAGCAAAGAUAUGAUUUUUCGAGCAGACAGAAUCGAUCUCAAGAGCCUUGAUGUACAGCUGGAGAAGCAUUUGAGCAGGGUCUGGUCAAGGAACAACGUUGAGAAGCAAAAUCCUAAGGAAGAGUGGGAAAUUGAUCUCUCUAAGUUGGAUAUAAAGAACCAGAUUGCCCGUGGGACUUAUGGGACUGUUUAUAAGGGGACAUACGAUAAUCAAGAUGUUGCAGUGAAAGUACUGGAUUGGGGUGAAGAUGGGAUGAUCACAGUAGCUGAAGCCGCUUCUCUCAGGGCAUCGUUUAGACAGGAGGUGGCAGUUUGGCAUAAGCUCGAUCAUCCUAAUGUAACAAAGUUUGUUGGAGCAUCAAUGGGAACUUCGGAUCUCAAGGUUGCAAACAAGCAGUCUGAUGGACAUACCGCGAGGGCAUGUUGUGUCGUUGUUGAGUAUCUUCCAGGAGGAACACUCAAACAAUACUUGAUACGAAAUAGGAGGAAGAAGCUUCCCUAUAAGGUUGUGAUACAACUUGCUUUGGAUCUCUCUAGAGGUCUCAGUUACCUACACUCAAAGAAGAUCGUCCAUCGUGAUGUGAAAUCAGAGAACAUGUUGUUGGAUGGUCAGAGGAAUCUUAAGAUUGCUGAUUUUGGUGUUGCUCGAGUUGAAGCUCAGAAUCCAAGUGAUAUGACUGGCGAAACCGGUACCCUUGGGUACAUGGCCCCUGAGGUGCUUGAUGGGAAGCCGUACAACAGAAGGUGCGAUGUUUACAGCUUCGGCAUAUGCUUGUGGGAAAUCUACUGCUGUGAUAUGCCAUAUCCAGAUCUUAGCUUUGCCGAUGUCACAUCUGCUGUCGUUCGAAAUAAUCUACGACCCGAGAUCCCGAGGUGUUGCCCAAGUUCACUGGCGAACAUCAUGAAGAAAUGUUGGGAUGGACAUGCGGAGAAGCGUCCGGAGAUGGCUGAGGUUGUCAAGAUGUUGGAAGUCAUUGACACGAGCAAAGGAGGAGGGAUGAUCCCUGAAGACCAGAACCCAGGCUGUUUCUGCUUUGCCCCAACUCGUGGCCCUUGA